This is a messenger RNA of Caenorhabditis bovis, 393 nucleotides long. The record is from the annotation of a GenBank genome assembly. NCBI's taxonomy places the organism in Eukaryota, Metazoa, Nematoda, Chromadorea, Rhabditida, Rhabditidae.
AUGAAUAUAGGGGACUUGGGCGGCGGAGCUGGAGGAGGUGCACCACCUCCAGCGGCCCCACCCCCACCAGCCGCCAAACCACCGCCACCACCACCACCAGCAGCGCCAGCAAAAGGAGGUGCGCUUAGAGAUGAUGAUGAUCUCAACUUGGACUCUGACAUUAAGUCGCCGAAGAAGAAGAAGACCGACAAGGACUCGAAAUCCAAUAAAAAGAACUCGAAACCCAAACACCAUGGUGAUGCUCCAAGCCCGACAGUGCCAAGGGCAAUCUUAUUCGUUCUACUACUUCUGUUCAUGAUUCUGACAGCCUUGUGGACAUUGACAUUGUUGAGCGGACUGCAAUUAAUGAAGAUCGAGUUCCUCGAGAAGUUGUUCUACAAACUCGGCCGCUAA